CGCCACGGUUGAUAUGCAGCAUGUGGCCGCCGUGGCAGUUAAGGAUAACCAAUAGGAGGAGGAGGAGGAGGACGACGACGAGGAGGUGGUGUACGAGGUCAUGGUGGAGGAGGAGGACGACGACGACGAUGAGGAGGUGUACGAGGUCAUGGAGGAGGAGGACGAGGAGGACGAGGAAGACGAGGAGGACGAGGAAGACGAGGAGGACGAGGAAGACGAGGAGGACGAGGAGGUGUACGAGGUUAUGGAGGAGGAGGAGGAGGAGGAGGAGGAGGAGGAGGAGAUGGGGACCAAGGGAAAGGGGAUGCCGCCUUAAUCUCAUAAUUUUCCCCUCCCGUCGAUUUUCCUGCUUGCUUGUUUUUUUUUAUUAAUCAAUCAAUCCAGAGAGA
Chara braunii is the source of this 389-nucleotide messenger RNA. The record is from the annotation of a GenBank genome assembly. Lineage: Eukaryota; Viridiplantae; Streptophyta; Charophyceae; Charales; Characeae.